This is a messenger RNA of Salmo salar (Atlantic salmon), 5153 nucleotides long. Lineage: Eukaryota; Metazoa; Chordata; Actinopteri; Salmoniformes; Salmonidae. The record is from RefSeq and is a predicted model, not a curated record.
AUGGCAGCAGUGAGUUCAGUCGCGUGUUGGCAUGAUCUGGAUAACAGCGAAUACGACUGCUGGCCUCUGGAGAAACCUGAUGAACUGAACAUGAUCGACUGCGGAGGGUUAGAGAUGUCCUGGGUGGUACGUCCUCCAGAAGAGGUGGUCAGUGGAGAUGUAUUCAGUGUGACCUACUCUGUUACGGCUCAGGACAGCUUCUACCAGUGGGCUAUGGACCACGACAUCUUCCCACACAGUUCAGUCAGCUCGGCGACGGCAGCCAGGGUGUUCUGUGAGAACCACGACUGUCCUGCCAACUGGAAGGAUUGUAACGGAGACAACUGCUGUAUUCACCAUGCUAAUAUACACUCCUGUCCCCUGGGAUACAUGACUACAGAGAGGAUCUGUGGACCGUGGAUCCCUGACGACGGUCGAAUCUUCACACACACUCUAUCUACCGCUGGCAAGAUGACUCAAACCAACUGGACCGCUAAGGUGGUGCUGGUCCAUGCUGGGCUGACCUCUCUCAUAGCUCAUAUCAGAGUGGGACGUAUGCAGGUAGCACUGGAGGCUAAGACCACUGUCCUGCCUGUUAUAGUGUGUGGUGAUGGUGUGUGUGAUGAAGAGGAGGAAGUGUGUUCAACCUGCCCAGCUGACUGUGGGGAGUGCCCCAUGACGGCGGCUAUCAAAGUGGCCAUCGGACUUCCUGUUAGCAUAGUAUUCAUUAGCUUCAUCAUUACAGCCACGUGGUUUAAAUACCAGAAACAGAGGAUGCUUUGGGAUGAGAGCUGGAUCAUCGACUUCAGGCAGAUCAAACACGAUCAGAUAGCCAGGACUACUAUGGGCAGUAUCCUGUCUGCCCCUAUUGCUAACAGUGAUUCCAACGCCAGCUGUGUCACUGCUCUCAGCUCCUGCACAACCCACGCUAACUCACGCAAACAACUGUUCACACACACCGGGAUAUAUGAUGGAAGGACAGUGGCCAUCAAGCGGAUUCAGACCAAGACCUUUUCUCUGUCCAAGACCAUCAGACGAGAGGUCAAGCAAGUCAGGGAGCUGGACCACCCUAACCUGUGUAAGUUCUUUGGAGGUUGUGUGGAGAUUCCUAACGUAGCCAUCAUCACAGAGUACUGUCCUAAAGGAAGCCUGAACGAUGUCCUGCUGAACGAUGAGAUACCGCUCAACUGGGGAUUCAGGUUCUCCUUUGCUACAGACAUAGCCAGAGGAAUGUCCUACCUCCACCAACACAGGAUCUGUCACGGCCGCCUCAAAUCACUCAACUGUGUUCUGGAUGACCGCUGGGUCUGCAAAAUCACUGAUUACUGUCUGACCAUCUAUCGGAGGGAGGACGCUGCGGAACCCCUGUCAUCCUAUCAGAUGAGACUGAGAGAAGUGUACACGCCUCCUGAGUGCCAGACAUCCAACCAGGAACCGACCCUGCCCGGGGACGUCUUCAGCUACUCAAUAAUUCUACUGGAGAUAGCCACUCGAAGUGACCCUGUCCCAGUUGAGGACAGUUCUCUAGAGAGUGCUUGGUGCCCACCACUCCCAGAACUAAUCUCCGGCAAGGCCGACAACACCUGUCCUUGUCCCGCAGAGUACGUCGAGCUCAUCAGAAGGUGUCGGUCUCAUAACCCAGUCCACCGGCCCACCUUCGAGCAGAUCAGGAAGUUCGUCUACCGGAUCAACCCCAAUAAAGUUAGCCCUGUGGACAUGAUGAUGAACCUGAUGGAGAAAUACAGUAAGCACCUGGAGGUCCUGGUAGCAGAGAGGACCCAGGACCUGAUGCAUGAGAAACAGAAGACUGACCGACUGCUCUACAGUAUGCUCCCGAAGCAGGUAGCUGACGAUCUGAGGCAGGGGAAACCAUUGCAGGCCCAGAGCUACGUCAGCGCUACUGUCUUCUUCAGUGACAUCGUAGGGUUCACCCACCUCUCCAGCACCAGUACUCCUUACCAAGUGGUCGACUUCCUCAAUAAGCUCUACACGACUUUUGAUGACAUCAUUGACAACUAUGACGUGUACAAGGUGGAGACCAUAGGGGAUGCCUACAUGGUGGUGUCCGGGAUACCCAGGGAGAACGGGAUCCAGCAUGCAGCAGAGAUCGCCAGCAUGGCUUUAGACCUGGUCGGAGUGUGUCGGACCUUCAGGAUACCACACAAACCCAACACACAACUACAGAUACGGGCCGGGAUACACUCAGGUCCAGUGGUAGCCGGUGUGGUUGGGACCAAGAUGCCUCGCUACUGUCUGUUUGGAGACACGGUCAACACCUCCUCUAGGAUGGAGUCCACCAGCGAGGCCCUGAAGAUUCAGGUCAGCUCCAGUACAUUCUACCUCCUAGAGGAGAUAGGAGGAUACCUGCUGCAAUGUAGAGGGAUGCUGCAAGUCAAGGGUAAAGGGGAUAUGGUAACCCAUUGGUUGGAAGGGAAGCUGCCUCUCCAGCCCAGUAAGGACCCUGGUGUGAAGGACCCCAUUAAGGACCUCAGCACUAAGGUGGCCAGCAGGAAGCCUGCAUCCAGUAUGUCUGUGCUGGACACGGACAGAGACAGAGAGAUGGAGAGAAGAGAGAGGAUGGGAGAGAGAGACAGAGAGAAAGAGAUGUACGCCUCAAUCCCUGGGCUCCUCAACCAUGACCUGCUGCAGGACUCAGCCUGACCUCUAACCCUUUCCACUGUUGUGUACUCGUAUAAAUGAAUCCUAUCUAUAGUGUCUGCUAAUAGUUCCUAUCUAUGUUGGUGUAUUUCUAUCUAUAGUGUCUGCUAAUAGUUCCUAUCUAUGUUGUUGUAUAUCUAUCUAUAGUGUCUGCUAAUAGUUCCUAUCUAUGUUGGUGUAUUUGUAUCUAUAGUGUCUGCUAAUAGUUCCUAUCUAUGUUGGUGUAUUUAUAUCUAUAGUAUCUGCUAAUAGUUCCUAUCUAUGUUGGUGUAUUUGUAUCUAUAGUGUCUGCUAAUAGUUCCUAUCUAUGUUGGUGUAUUUGUAUCUAUAGUGUCUGCUAAUUGUUCCUAUCUAUGUUGGUGUAUUUCUAUCUAUAGUGUCUGCUAAUUGUUCCUAUCUAUGUUGGUGUAUAUCUAUCUAUAGUGUCUGCUAAUAGUUCCUAUCUAUGUUGGUGUAUUUGUAUCUAUAGUGUCUGCUAAUUGUUCCUAUCUAUGUUGGUGUAUUUCUAUCUAUAGUGUCUGCUAAUAGUUCCUAUCUAUGUUGGUGUAUAUCUAUCUAUAGUGUCUGCUAAUAGUUCCUAUCUAUGUUGGUGUAUUUAUAUCUAUAGUAUCUGCUAAUUGUUCCUAUCUAUGUUGGUGUAUUUCUAUCUAUAGUGUCUGCUAAUAGUUCCUAUCUAUGUUGGUGUAUAUCUAUCUAUAGUGUCUGCUAAUUGUUCCUAUCUAUGUUGGUGUAUUUCUAUCUAUAGUGUCUGCUAAUAGUUCCUAUCUAUGUUGGUGUAUAUCUAUCUAUAGUGUCUGCUAAUAGUUCCUAUCUAUGUUGGUGUAUUUGUAUCUAUAGUGUCUGCUAAUUGUUCCUAUCUAUGUUGGUGUAUUUAUAUCUAUAGUAUCUGCUAAUAGUUCCUAUCUAUGUUGGUGUAUUUCUAUCUAUAGUAUCUGCUAAUAGUUCCUAUCUAUGUUGGUGUAUUUCUAUCUAUAGUAUCUGCUAAUAGUUCCUAUCUAUGUUGGUGUAUUUAUAUCUAUAGUAUCUGCUAAUAGUUCCUAUCUAUGUUGGUGUAUUUGUAUCUAUAGUGUCUGCUAAUUGUUCCUAUCUAUGUUGGUGUAUUUCUAUCUAUAGUGUCUGCUAAUAGUUCCUAUCUAUGUUGGUGUAUUUCUAUCUAUAGUGUCUGCUAAUAGUUCCUAUCUAUGUUGGUGUAUUUGUAUCUAUAGUGUCUGCUAAUUGUUCCUAUCUAUGUUGGUGUAUUUGUAUCUAUAGUGUCUGCUAAUAGUUCCUAUCUAUGUUGGUGUAUUUGUAUCUAUAGUGUCUGCUAAUAGUUCCUAUCUAUGUUGGUGUAUAUCUAUCUAUAGUGUCUGCUAAUAGUUCCUAUCUAUGUUGGUGUAUUUCUAUCUAUAGUGUCUGCUAAUAGUUCCUAUCUAUGUUGGUGUAUUUCUAUCUAUAGUGUCUGCUAAUAGUUUAUAUCUAUGUUGGUGUAUAUCUAUCUAUAGUGUCUGCUAAUAGUUCCUAUCUAUGUUGGUGUAUUUCUAUCUAUAGUGUCUGCUAAUAGUUCCUAUCUAUGUUGGUGUAUUUGUAUCUAUAGUGUCUGCUAAUAGUUCCUAUCUAUGUUGGUGUAUUUCUAUCUAUAGUAUCUGCUAAUAGUUCCUAUCUAUGUUGGUGUAUUUAUAUCUAUAGUAUCUGCUAAUAGUUCCUAUCUAUGUUGGUGUAUUUGUAUCUAUAGUGUCUGCUAAUAGUUCCUAUCUAUGUUGGUGUAUUUCUAUCUAUAGUGUCUGCUAAUAGUUUAUAUCUAUGUUGGUGUAUAUCUAUCUAUAGUGUCUGCUAAUAGUUCCUAUCUAUGUUGGUGUAUUUCUAUCUAUAGUGUCUGCUAAUAGUUCCUAUCUAUGUUGGUGUAUUUGUAUCUAUAGUGUCUGCUAAUAGUUCCUAUCUAUGUUGGUGUAUUUCUAUCUAUAGUAUCUGCUAAUAGUUCCUAUCUAUGUUGGUGUAUUUAUAUCUAUAGUAUCUGCUAAUAGUUCCUAUCUAUGUUGGUGUAUUUGUAUCUAUAGUGUCUGCUAAUAGUUCCUAUCUAUGUUGGUGUAUUUCUAUCUAUAGUGUGUCUAUUCUAACUAUUCUGUUUAAUUGUCUUUUAUCCGAUAAGACGUUAAAUAUCUAGACAGCUGUUUUUCAAAAAGUAUAAUAUUGAGUUCAAUCAAUUAAUUGUGUUUUUAUUUUAGUGACAAAGUUUAAACGUUUAAAGUAUUUAAUUUAGUUGAUCGAUGGUAAUGAUGACGCUGAAUAAAAACCAUCGUGAAUCAGUAUGACUGAGUCCUGAGUGAUGGGGAUUGGUUUCACACACACACACACACACACACACACACACACACACACACACACACACACACACACACACACACACACACACACACACACAACAAGUUAUCUAACAUAGUCGUUAGUCCUAACUCUUCACAUCGUCUCUACCCAUGAGUGGAACUGCUUGACCAUCUGCUGCAGAGGUAAACACACACACACACACACACACUCCUCAG